Messenger RNA from Lutzomyia longipalpis, 3307 nucleotides. It is a transcript of the gene Psa, whose product is annotated as puromycin-sensitive aminopeptidase. Gene Ontology annotation, molecular function: zinc ion binding; peptide binding; metalloaminopeptidase activity. The transcript has 5 exons. NCBI's taxonomy places the organism in Eukaryota, Metazoa, Arthropoda, Insecta, Diptera, Psychodidae. Gene Ontology annotation, cellular component: cytoplasm. Gene Ontology annotation, biological process: peptide catabolic process; proteolysis. The record is from RefSeq and is a predicted model, not a curated record. Bases 101 to 2959 code for a protein of 952 amino acids.
UAGAGUGGCCGCAGGUAUUCAACACAGCAAAAUUCUCUCUCCUCAUUCGCGAGAGAAUCUCUGAAGAAAAGAGAAAAGUGUUUUGCUCGAGUUUUGUGUGAUGAAAAACUAUCGUUUUUUCCGGCAUUUCCUCAUUUUUCCACGUUCAUUGUACACCCCACGGAGACCUCAUUCAAUUCCUGCCGCACCGGCUCGCUCUUUGAGGAGAGAAAAUAAUCGAGGUGCUCUCAGUAUUCCGUCAGUGGUUGAGGUGAACGGAGGGCUUUUUUCUCGUAUCCACCAGCUGAGUGUCUUCAGUAGAAAUCCAUUUUUGCCACAAUUUCCAUCCAGCUGCAGUUCUCGUGCUAUUCACGCGGUGCCAACAAUGUCGAAGAGUAAGGAAUUCAGGCGCCUACCUACUCACGUAGUCCCGACGCACUACGAUUUGGAGCUGCGUCCUGAUUUGGAGAGGUUUGUCUUCACGGGCAAGACGAAUGUCAAGAUUCAGGUACGACAGUCGACAGAUCAAAUUGUGCUAAAUGCCCUGGAUGUGGCAAUUCAAAAGGCCACCGUGAGCAUUGGUGGGAAUGCCGAGAAGACAGCCAAAGAUAUAACAUUUUCAGUGGAUCAUGAAACGGCAACGUUGCAAUUUGAUUCACCCCUCCCGCUGGGGGAUGGGGUGCUCUACAUGGAAUUCUCCGGGGAGCUUAAUGAUAAAAUGAAGGGAUUCUAUCGGAGUAAAUACUUCACGCCCGCUGGGAAUGAACGCUAUGCUGGUGUGACGCAAUUCGAGGCAACGGACGCACGUCGGUGCUGGCCGUGUUGGGAUGAACCAGCCAUUAAGGCAACCUUCGACAUUACCCUCAAUGUUCCGGCCGAUCGAGUGGCCCUGUCAAAUAUGCCCGUGAUCAGUGAAACAAUCCAGGAGGAUGGAUGGAAGAUUGUUAAGUACCAAACAUCACCCAUCAUGUCCACUUAUUUGGUGGCCGUUGUGGUGGGUGAAUAUGACUUUGUUGAGGCAACAAGUGACGAUGGUGUCCUCGUGCGUGUUUACACGCCAGUGGGGAAGAAGGAACAGGGGCAAUUUGCACUUGAGGUUGCCACCAAAGUUUUGCCAUACUACAAAGAUUACUUCCAAAUAGCCUAUCCCCUCCCAAAGAUGGAUCUCAUAGCAAUAUCGGAUUUCUCAGCUGGUGCUAUGGAGAACUUUGGGCUUGUUACCUACCGUGAGACAUUUGUUCUCGUCGACCCGGAAAAUACUUCGCUUAUUCGGAAACAAUCAAUCGCACUAACGGUGGGACAUGAGAUAGCACACCAGUGGUUCGGGAAUCUCGUCACAAUGGACUGGUGGACAUAUUUGUGGCUCAAUGAGGGAUAUGCGUCCUUUGUUGAGUUCCUGUGUGUCAAUCACAUCUUCCCCAAGUAUGACAUUUGGACGCAAUUCGUCACGGAUAUGUAUACGCGUGCCCUUGAAUUGGAUUGCCUGAAGAAUUCCCAUCCCAUUGAGGUGACCGUUGGGCAUCCCUCGGAGAUUGAUGAGAUUUUCGAUGAGAUUAGCUACAAUAAGGGUGCAAGUGUCAUACGUAUGCUACAUCACUACAUUGGGGAUGAUGAUUUCCGACGUGGGAUGCAUAUCUACCUGACGCGACAUCAGUACAAGAAUACACGUUCGGAGGAUCUCUGGCUUGCCCUUGAGGAGGCCAGCAAGAAGCCCGUUGGUGCUGUAAUGUCGACGUGGGUGAAGCAAAUGGGUUUCCCCGUUGUUAGUGUGAGCAGUCGUCAGGAGGGGACGCGGCGAAUCCUCAAGCUGAAGCAGGAGAAAUUCACAGCAGAUGGGAAGAAGGCUGAUGGGAAUGUGUUGUGGAUGAUACCAAUAAUGGUGUCCAUUGCAAAGAGGCCGCAGCAUGUGGCGGAAAGUUUUGUGUUGGACAAGGAAGAGACGGAGAUCACGUUGGAGGGCGUAGAUGCCAAAGAGUGGGUUAAAGUGAAUCCCGGUACAAUUGGUUACUAUCGCACAAAGUAUCCGCCAGACAUGUUAGAGGCAUUUGUGCCGUCAAUCCGGAGUAUGGCGUUGCCACCACUUGAUCGUCUUGGGCUCCUCGAUGAUCUCUUCGCCAUGGUCCAGGCAGGACAUACAUCCACAGCUGAGGCACUGAAGCUAAUGGAUGCCUAUCGGGAUGAGAAUAACUACACCGUAUGGUCAUGCAUUUCCAGUUGCCUGGCUAAGUUGCAGCUUCUGCUGUCGCACACGGAUCUUGAUGAUGCCUUCAGUGCCUACGGGAGGAGGUUGUAUGAGCCGAUUGCGAGGAAAUUGGGAUGGGAUGCAAAGGCGGGGGAGAGUCAUUUGGAUACGCUGCUGCGGAGUCUUGUGCUGAAUCGUUUGGUUGCAUUUAAUUGUCCCAUUGCCACGGAGGAGGCAAAAAAGCGCUUCCGGCUCCAUAUGAACAGUCAAAGUACUCUUCCGGCUGAUCUGAGAAGUGCCUGUUACCGUGCAGUUCUCCAAGAUGGAGAUCUCAAUACAUAUGAGGAGAUGCUGAAGCUCUAUCGUGCAACGGAUUUGCACGAGGAAAAGGAUCGCAUUUCUCGAGCUCUGGGUGUUGUGAAAGAUGUCGACAUUCUCCGGAGAGUUAUUCAAUUUGCAAUGUCUGAUGAGGUUCGAGCUCAGGAUUCAGUCUUUGUAAUUGUGGCCGUGGCUAUGAAUCCCAAAGGUCGUGACAUGACAUGGAGUUACUUUCGUGAGAAUUGGCGUGUUCUGCUGGAACAGUACGAAGGUGGCUUCCUUCUGUCGCGCCUUGUGAAGUAUCUUACGGAAAAUUUCGCAAGUGAGGAAAAGGCCAAAGAAGUUGAAGCAUUCUUCAAGGAACACCAAUUCCCGGGAACUGAGAGGACUGUUUCGCAAUCUGUGGAAACAAUUCGUCUCAAUGCAGCAUGGUUGCAACGAGAUUUGGCUUCAACCACCGAAUUCCUCAAGAAUCAUUAAAAGAACAAAAAAAAUGUAAAAGAAAUGUUCGCGAGGUAAGAAUUUGAGAAAAUCAACCACAUUUACUCUCCAACUCUACAUACGGUUAUACCAAUAAUAUCGUUUUUUUUUGCAAUAAUUUCGAACGAACCACAGAUUUUGAACCAUUUUUUUUAUUCAUUAAUUCAACACCCUCUUUCUUUGCUAUUAAUUGUAAAGUACAAAAUAUAAUAGAGUUGCCAUAAUUGCUUUAUAUUUGUGUGAGGAUUUUUUUUUAAUAGUAGGAAUGUUUGAAGUUGCGAAAGCAAUUUAUUGUGUAUUUUCAAUUCAUAUUAAAGUAAUAAAAGAAAAUAUUUUCUCAAAUUUAAA